Fibroporia radiculosa is the source of this 1437-nucleotide messenger RNA. RefSeq lists its product as uncharacterized. Bases 1 to 1437 code for a protein of 478 amino acids. The transcript has 9 exons. Gene Ontology annotation, molecular function: glycine hydroxymethyltransferase activity; serine binding; zinc ion binding. The record is from RefSeq and is a predicted model, not a curated record. Gene Ontology annotation, biological process: folic acid metabolic process; L-serine catabolic process; tetrahydrofolate interconversion. Gene Ontology annotation, cellular component: cytoplasm. Lineage: Eukaryota; Fungi; Basidiomycota; Agaricomycetes; Polyporales; Fibroporiaceae.
AUGGCCUCCAUCCCGGAUUUCAAUCAAGCCUUGUAUGCGCCCCUCGCCGAGACCGACCCUGAGGUGCAGAACAUUAUCGACAAGGAAACAUGGCGGCAAUUUUCUGGGCUCGAACUCAUCGCCUCUGAGAAUCUGACGAGUAGGGCUACGAUGGAGGCCAACGGCUCCAUCCUCACCAACAAGUACUCUGAGGGUCUUCCAGGUGCACGUUAUUACGGCGGAAACGAAUGGAUAGACGAACUCGAGGUUUUGUGCCAAAAACGUGCUCUUCAGGCCUUCCAUCUCGACCCCACCAAAUGGGGUGUCAACGUCCAGCCGUAUUCAGGCAGUACCGCAAACUUUGCCGCAUUAACGGCGCUCCUUCAACCUCAGGAUCGCCUCAUGGGCCUCGGACUGCCCGACGGUGGUCAUUUGACACAUGGCUAUUAUACCGCAAAAAAGAAAAUGACCGCUUCCUCAAUCUAUUUUCAAUCACUUCCAUACGGUAUUGAUUCGUCAACGCACCUGGUUGAUUAUGAAAAACUCGCUGCGCAGGCGAAAAUCUUCAAACCUCAACUCCUAAUCUGUGGUGCGUCUGCAUACCCGCGUGAUUGGGACUAUGCGGCGCUGCGCAAGAUUGCAGACGAGCACGGCGCGUUCGUUAUGGCCGACAUUGCGCACACGAGCGGGCUUAUCGCUGCAGGCGAGCUUGCAGAUCCUUUCCAGUACUGUGAUGUCGUUACAACCACAACACACAAGACCCUCCGUGGGCCUCGUGCUGGUUUGAUUUUCUUCCGGAAGGACACUGACAAGGCGAAGGACCUGGAGAAGCGCGUCAAUGAUGCAGUAUUCCCCGCCUGCCAGGGUGGUCCCCACAACAAUACCAUCGCAGGUAUCGCAACGGCGCUUCUGCAGGCCUGCCAGCCUACGUGGAAGGCGUACGCUAAGCAGGUCAUUAUCAAUGCUCAAACUCUCGGCAAGGAGCUCGUUGCACACGGGUACAAGCUGCAGACUCAGGGUACUGACAAUCACCUCGUACUUUGGGACCUCCGGCCGCUCGGUUUGACUGGUAGCAAGCUAGAGAAGCUUUGCGACCUUGUCGGCAUUACUAUCAAUAAGAAUGCCGUUUCGGGUGAUGCGUCCGCUCAGGUGCCAGGUGGAAUUCGGCUGGGCACGUCAGCGUUGACAUCGCGCAACAUGCUUGAAGCAGAUAUCAAGGUCGUCGCUGACUUCCUACAUCGCGCGGUGCAGCUCGCGCUCGUGUUGCAGAAGGAGGCGGGCAGCAAGCUGCUCAAGGACUUUGUGCGUGUUGCGACAUUCGAAGACGAGGGUCGCGAGGGCGCCCGUCUUGUCCGCGAGUUGCGCACGGAGGUGCGGGCGUUCGCGCGGCGGUGGCCUGUUCCCGGCGUGGAUGUGACGACGCUCAAGCGGCCUGCGGGCAUCGAGGAGGAUGACUAG